AUGGAACGCAUCGCAUCAGACCCAGCGUUGGAGGCACAACCGAAUUUUGAAUCCGCUGCGUAUCGAGGAUGGUUGACCGCUUUGACGAAUGGGGGUUUAGGCAGGGAAGAAGCCCUUGCCCAGAUGGUGGAAGACUGGGGACUUGAACACCAGAAGCGCAUCAACUUAUGGCGGCAGCAGGUAGAAGAAGAAGCCCGUGAGCUACGGGAGCAGGCAGAACACGAGAAGGCCGAGAAGGAUGCUGAGGAACAGGAGGAGCGUCGCGAAGCCGAAAAGAAAAAACCGAAGAUCAACGACUUCGACGCCGAGAUCACGGUGGCAGACAUCAUUAUCCCUAGACCGUCCCAGUAUGCCAUUCAGAAGGUGAAGAGCAUGGAGUAUGUUGAACUGUGGUAUUUCAGCCCCGACGGUUGUCGCGAGGCUGCCAUGACAUCCAGAUCCACCUCAGAUUCGGACGAUGCCUUCGGCUUUGCGAGAGUCGAUGGCAUGGUAGCCCUCAAGACAAUUGCGUCCUUCAAGGCUUCCCAGAAAGCGGUGCAGGACCACGACCUGUCAUGGCGUCAAUUUGACUUGGCGAAGACUAGCUUUCUUAUUCAUAUAGAGAAGAAUGGAUGGCCUGAAAAGCACCAGCAAGCACUGGCCCUAUUCUUCACGCUCAUCACUAACCACGAACAUCGAAUGCGUCCACGGGGAGAGAAGACCCUCCUUCGUUAUGCAGGUUUUGUACGGCGCGAGUGGCAUGAUCGGCUCUCUCAGAACCAAGGCUUUAACAUCGGCAUAUUCAAUAGUGCUCUGUACAGCUCCAUAUCGGACGACGUCUGGGAGGCGGAGCGAGACGAAGGUCUGAAACUGCUCCAAAGCGCGCUUCCAACUUCUGCUCUCCCCGUCCGUCAUCGGGGGCGAGAGGCUAGCGAGAAUCGGGGCAAACGGGUGGAGCCAACUUCUUCUCCAGGGAGCAAUCGAUAUCACCCAUAUCGCGCUGUCGAGCAGGCCACCAAGAAACCACACAAAGGCCAACAGUCUUUUCAACCGGGCGCAGGCCAAUCCGGGCCAUCAGCCUGCGCCCUCUGCCUCGGCCGAUUUCGUCAUCCCAUCCACAAAUGUGCCUCCGAGUUCCUUUGGGACAAACGAACCAAAACCCGCUGUCGGCGUGGUGCAGAGGGCCACUUGGUCAACCCCGAGGGCCUCGAGCUCUGUUACGACUGGCAAAGACCAAAGGGCUGCUCCAGCACCGCUCGUUCCCAUGUUCACAAGUGUUCAGGAUGCGGAGCGAAGGAUCACGGAGCUCAAGAGUGUCCUCAAAGCGAGAGCAUCUAA
Molecule: messenger RNA, 1317 nt
Organism: Suillus clintonianus
Lineage: Eukaryota; Fungi; Basidiomycota; Agaricomycetes; Boletales; Suillaceae
Exons: 2
Coding region: 1-1317 (438 amino acids)
Source: RefSeq, a predicted model, not a curated record